GGCAUUGUUAUUCUUCUUCCCCUAUCAUCGCUCAUUCUCUCAUUCGCCAUAGCUGAGCUUCGACACCGCAAUGUCAUCUGAUUCUAAGGAGACUGUAGAAGGAGCCUUAACAUCGCCACCACGUUGAACGGAAUUACCGCAGCGAGAGAGAGAGAGAGAGAGAGAGAGAGAAGUAUUUGGAGUUUCCUUCUUCAUUGAGACUGAAUAGAUUUUGGAGUGUGUCGUCGUCAUGGCGAACACUCUGUGGAGCCAUUCCAAUUCGCUGUCACUUGUCGCGUCUCUCAGGGGAGAACUUGUAUCCAAUCGGCGGGUUCAACGUGCUAGAAUGCCUGGCUGUAGCAUACAAGUUUCAUCUCAAGCUUGCUGGAAUAGAUCAAUGGAAUUAAAGUGUCUUCAAGUAAGAGGGGCGGCGAGAAGAUUAGAGCGUGGUUGCGGUUGGUCAUCUCCAUCGUAUGAAGCUUGCCGAGUCUCUAUCCCAAGUCCAGCAGUUUCCAAGGCCAUAGUGAGCAGGUUCGGGAAUGGCCAUCGGAGGUACUCACAUCCUGAGCAUGGUUCAACUUCAGAUAUUGAUUCAGCCCCCAUCGUCGAUAUAGAUGCUGUAGUAUCAAGACCGCAGGAGGUGGAAGUCAUUGAAGACGAAGAGGUUGAGGGGCAAUUCAACGAGGAAGAAUUUAAAAGUCAGUUUGAGCGAUUGGCAAACGCUAUGGCGGCGGAUGACGUUGAGGCAGCUGAAAAAGUCCUUCGAGAACUCGGAAAUCCAUUCAAAGCUAAAGAUAUGAAGACUAUGAUGGACGAUGCGACUGAAGUGGAGGACAAUCUUCAACAACUCUAUUCUGAAGUGAAUAAUAUAAUAGAAGAAGGAGAUUUCGAAACUGCACGAGAAAUAGUCGAAGCUAACUAUGAAGCGUUGUUGGAUUCACUUAGGGAUUCAGUUCCUGCAGGUGUAGAACAGGCUGCCAUGCUCGAUGUACUGGCCCAGCUUCGUCUAAGCUUGGGCGAUGCUGAUGAGACAGAGAAACUUCUGGAGCAGAUAGAAAUCAUAUUGGAAAACUUAGGAGGAGAUACACAUACGGCACUUCUGGACAAUAUACUUACUCACAUGGCAAACAUGUAUAAAGCCCUUGGUCAACCUGCUAAAGCCAUAACUAUACUUGAAAGCAGUCUUCAAAUUCAAGAGAAUACACUGGGUGAAGACAGUCCGUUGAUUGUUCAAUUAUUGUUGGGACUAGCCGCCACCUAUCUUGAGGAUGGCCAGGAGGAUAAGGGCAUUGAGACAUAUAAACGAGUAGUUGCAAUCCUUGAAAGAAUUUCAGGUCCUGAUGAUGAGCAAUUGGCAUUACCCCUUGCUGAAAUGGGUCACGCGCUCUUGGAGGCUGGAAGAUUUGAUGAGGCGGAGAUAGCUACAAUCAGAUCAUUACGGAUUAUAGAAGAGGCGUUGGGACCAAAACACUGGCAAGUUGGAUGUGCUACAUGCUCAGUGGCUCGAGUAAAGACAGCGAAAGGAGAUUAUGACGAGGCUGAAUCCUUAUAUCGCAAAGGGCUUCAGAUUGUGGAAACCGCUACUGACUAUCCAGAAGAUGAAGAUGAGACUUUGAUGACGAAAGAAUCCAUCCGUAGCGAUUUCGCAGAGCUUCUAGAUGAUAUGGAGAGAUACGAUGAGGCUCAAGAGCUUUGGAGAAAGAACUUGGUAGACAAGGAGAAAAAAGUAGGUGAGAAUGAUGCUGAAUUAUCACCUUCAUUGCUAGGAUUGGCCUCAUCCUUCGUAGAGGCUGAGAAAUAUGACCUAGCUGAACCUUUACUCCGCCGGAGUCUCAAGCUAAUGUUCAAUCAUUUCGGUCCGGAUGCACUGGAAACUUCAGAACCGAUGGAAAGACUUGCUUCUGUAUUAAACCAUCUUGAUAAAGACGAUGAAGCAGAGGUACUUGCGAGGCAAGCUUUAAGCAUUCGGGAGACCAUCCAUGGUCCCUUUCAUCCUUCUACUGCCGAAGUUUGUAAUACAUUGGCUUCUAUCUUGAACGGAUUGAAUCAGAUUGAGGAGGCAUUUGCGUUGAUGCAAAGAGUGCUCAGAAUUCAAGAAUCUGAAUUAGGGCAUGAUAGUUUAGAAAUUGGACUAACUUUAGAGUUGAUGAUUAUGCUGUUAGAUAAACUAGACAGGAAGGAUGAAAUCCCACCGCUACUACUCCGUUUAGAUAGGCUUAUGGCUACUGAAGGAAAUAACUUGGGCCUACUUUAAUGCACUAAAAUGCUACAAGUUAUUUGUGAUAGUGUGAUAUAAAAAUAUUUUAAAAUAUGGAAAUGCUUCUAUAUAGAUUUUGGGAAUGCCAUCAAGCUUACAAUA
Messenger RNA from Physcomitrium patens, 2338 nucleotides. RefSeq lists its product as uncharacterized. Lineage: Eukaryota; Viridiplantae; Streptophyta; Bryopsida; Funariales; Funariaceae. Gene Ontology annotation, molecular function: protein binding. The record is from RefSeq and is a predicted model, not a curated record.